AUGAAUGAAACCGUCAUCUUCGACGCUGCGCGAAGAAUCGUCGAUCUCGGAUCCAAGGACCUGGGUUACAAAUACGUCGUCAUGGAUGACUGCUGGUCUGCUGGAAGAAACUCCUCCGGAUACCUCGUGCACGACAAGAAGAAGUUCCCCAAUGGCAUUGCGCACGUGGCUGAAAAGAUUCACGAGCUGGGAUUGAAAGUCGGUAUUUACCCUAGUGCUGGAUCUAUGACUUGUGCGCGGUAUGAAGGGUCGUUGGGAUAUGAGCAGAAGGAUGCGGAUGUUUGGGCUAGUUGGGGUGUCGACUACCUCAAAUACGACAACUGCUACAAUGAAGGCCAAGGAGGAACCUCCAAACUGUCAUUUGACCGUUACAACGCCAUGAGCAAGGCUCUUAACUCAACCGGCCAACUAAUCGUCUACUCCAUGUACAACUGGGGUGUCGACGGGCCCUGGAACUUUGCGCCUACGACCUCCAACUCCUGGAGAACUUCCGGAGACCUGAUUAAUGAAGGACUCGACUGCAAGUUACCGGGAUAUCACUGCUCGAUUAUGAAUGUGCUGGAUAUGGCUGCGUUUAUGCCGUCCAAGGCGUAUGCGGGUGCUUGGACUGGUCUUGACUUGCUUCGUAUGUUCACCAACUCUCUCUGGACAGCCGUCAAAUCCCCCCUAAUGAUGAGCAACAUCAUGACCCAAAUCGAUCCCCAAACCCUCUCCAUCCUCCCAAACCCCGCCAAGGGCGAGAUCCAACUCUACAGCGGCUCACUUAGCAGCGGCGACCAAGUCAUCUUGCUCUUAAACGCAGGCACCAAGACCCGCGAGAUGACCGUCUCCCUCGCGGAAAUCUUCUGGGACGAAGGCGUGAAGGACACUGCGGCACAGGCUGCUAAACGUAACUGCUCCGUCGUCGGGGUUACUGCGCAUGACGGCGCGGAGAAGGUCUACUCGGAUGUGUCGUCUUCGUCAUAUAAGCACUUGAUGGGGUCGAAGAUUGGGUCUGUUGGUCCGAGGGGGGCUGUGAAGGCGACUGUGAGACCUCAUGGUGUGGCUAUGUAUAAGCUUCGGGAGCAGAAGCGUGAUGAGUUGUAA
Aspergillus glaucus CBS 516.65 is the source of this 1086-nucleotide messenger RNA. RefSeq names its product glycoside hydrolase family 27 protein. Gene Ontology annotation, biological process: carbohydrate metabolic process. The record is from RefSeq and is a predicted model, not a curated record. Gene Ontology annotation, molecular function: hydrolase activity, hydrolyzing O-glycosyl compounds. The transcript is spliced from 6 exons. Lineage: Eukaryota; Fungi; Ascomycota; Eurotiomycetes; Eurotiales; Aspergillaceae. Bases 1 to 1086 code for a protein of 361 amino acids.